Messenger RNA from Vigna radiata var. radiata (mung bean), 1152 nucleotides. Its product is annotated as NADPH-dependent oxidoreductase 2-alkenal reductase. The coding region runs from base 178 to 945 and encodes 255 amino acids. The transcript has 4 exons. Gene Ontology annotation, molecular function: 2-alkenal reductase [NAD(P)H] activity. NCBI's taxonomy places the organism in Eukaryota, Viridiplantae, Streptophyta, Magnoliopsida, Fabales, Fabaceae. The record is from RefSeq and is a predicted model, not a curated record.
CCGAUAUGGGACACAAUGCGAAAUACGUGACCAAUCUUUCUGCACGUCGCGACAUUCGACGUCGAUAAGAACUUUACUUCAUCGAUUUUCCCGCUUCACACUCUACUAUUCUCUCUAUAAAUAUCCUGGCUUUUGGGAAGAAUCUAAAACAAUUCACAUUCUAUUCUACGAAUUUCAAUGGCAGAAGUGAGGAACAAGCAAGUGGUUCUAAGGGACUAUGUGGUUGGUUUUCCCAAGGAAUCCGACAUGAACACUGUCGAAGGAAGAAUAACAUUGAAGGUUCCAGAAGGUUCCAGUGAUGUGCUUCUCAAAAAUCUCUACCUCUCUUGUGACCCUUACAUGAGAGUCUUGAUGAGCAAGAUAGACCAUGAGGGAUUUGGGUGCUACACACCUGGCUCUCCAUUAGCAGGGUUGGGAGUGUCAAAAGUCCUAGAAUCUGGACACCCAGAUUACAAGAAAGGUGAUUUAGUUUGGGGAAUGACGGUGGAUCUUUUGAAGAAUAAACUUGGAUUUGAUGGAGCUUUUAACUACAAAGAAGAGUCAGACCUCGAUGCAACUUUGAAAAGAUACUUUCCAGAAGGCAUUGAUAUUUACUUUGAGAAUGUUGGAGGCAAGACACUUGAUGCAGUACUCCUUAACAUGAGAUUCCAUAGUCGCAUACCUGUUUGUGGAAUGAUCUCACAGUACAAUCUUGCUCAACAUGAAGGUGUAACAAAUUUGGCAAAUCUCAUAUUUAAGAGGAUUAAAAUGGAAGGGUUUAUUGUAAAUGAUUUCUACCAUUCAUAUUCCAAAUUCUUGGAGUUUGUUUUGCCUCAUAUUAGAGAAGGGAAGGUUGUGUAUGUGGAAGACAUUGCUGAGGGUCUUGAGAAUGGCCCUGCAGCCUUGGUUGGUCUCUACACUGGUCGGAAUGUUGGUAAGCAAGUGGUUGUUGUUGCUCGUGAUUGAAUGCAGAUGUUUUUUUUUGGACAUUGCUGAGUUUUUCUUAAGUUUUGAUGAAUACUAAGCCUCUUUGUAUCUGAAUUUUUCUUUAAGUUCUGUUGAAUAUUAAGCCUCUUUGUAUGACUUUAGCGGUCAUUUUGAAUUGUAGUAUCUAUAAUAGCAGUUAGUAAAUGUGUGUUGAAAUGUAAUUUUCUCAAUUGAUAUAACUCUCAA